AUGGCAAUAAUCAGUAAUAACAACAAUAAUACAUCAACCACUGAUACUACUAGUAGCAGUAAUGAUACGUCAUCUAUCAUAGUUGGUCAAGAGGUAUCACCUGAACAACAAUCGGAUCAUAAUAAUAAUAAUAAUAAUUGUCAACUACCAGAUGCUUCCACUAAAUGGACUAUUCUUCCAACAUCUAAUAGUCCAACACCUAGAUUUGACAACUCAUUAACACAUUAUGAAGGAUAUUUAUAUAUGUUUGGUGGUAAUAAUGAAGAUGUUAAUACCAAUUUAACACAAUUCCUAAGAUUGGAUCUAUCAACCAACUCUUGGCAUGCAUUACAAUGCAACAUGAAAAGAAGAAUACUUCAUACUGCCGUCAUACACAAUCGUUCAAUGUAUGUCUAUGGUGGAGGUGUUUACGAAGAUGAAAGAACUUCGUUCUUUGGUCCAUCUAGUAAAGUAUUUAAAACAAUCAAUGAAUUACUUUGUUAUGAAUUUGAAACACAAAAUUGGAAUAGAAUUGAAACAAAUGAAGGUCCAACAGUUGAUGGUCAUUGUGCUGUUGUAAUUGGAGAUAAUAUUCGAAAUGAUAAAGACUAUAUUUACGUAUUUGGAGGAUACGAUUCACACACUCCAAACAAUGAUCUAUGGCAGUACGAUGUACAAUUGGGUACUUGGAAAGUAGUGUCUUCAACACUAUCAACUGCACCACCACGUUAUGCACACUCUGCCAAUCUAUUUGAAGAUAAAAUGUACGUCUAUGGAGGGUACUCUAAGAAAGGGUAUUUACGUGACCUUCACACAUACGAUUUUACAAAGGAAGAGUGGAAGUUGAUACCAACAGGUGACACCCCACCAAAACGUAGAAGACAUCAGUCGGUGGUAGUAGAUACCGAUGGAAGACCACGUAUACUCUUGUAUGGAGGAUCAUACAUCUCAUGUCUCUACAAUGAUCUUUGGGAGUACGUGUUCCCCUCCAAAGUACACAUCCCAUGUGAUCAAUUAGUUCCCGAUUUCCUCACACUAUUUAAUAAUGCCGAAGAAUAUUUCAGCGAUAUUGCAUUUGUCGUCGAAGGCAAGCGUAUCCCAGCCCACAGAAACAUUCUAUCAGUUCGUUCAAAUUAUUUUAAAUCAUUAUUUACAAAUGGUUUAAAAGAAAGUUUUGAAAAAGAUAUUAUAAUUAAAGAUGAAAAAUAUGAUGAUUUCAUAGCAUUGAUUAGAUUUAUUUAUACCGGUGAUGAAGGAUAUGUAAAUUUAGAGAAUUGUAUGGGAUUGUUACAUUUAUCAGAUUGUUAUUUAAUCUCUCGACUAAAGAUUGUUUGUGAAGCCAAGGCUACCGAGGGCAUUGCCAUUGACACUGUAGUCACUCUGUUUAAACAAGCAGAUUUCUACAAACUCACCAAACUACGUCAAAUCUGUAUUGCAUUUAUUGCAAAGAAUCACAAGGAAUGUUUGGCAACUGGUAUGCUUACUACUUUAGAAUCAUCUGUAUUAUUAGAAAUUAUGUAUUUAGCAUUGGAUCAACAUGGACUAGCGAAUCAAGAUAGAGAAUUUCCUCAAGAACGGUUGAAUGUACAUUUGAUAAUGCAUAGUCAUGAUGAUGCUGGUUGGUUAAAGACAUUUGAAGAAUAUUAUCAAGACCAAGUAAAGAGUAUACUAUCAAGUAUUGUUAAAGCACUAUCAAUAGAUCCUAAAAGAAGAUUUAAUUGGUCUGAAAUAAUAUUUUUAGAAAGAUGGUGGAGAGAACAAGGAGAUGAUAUGAAACAAACAUUUAAACAUUUGGUACAAACAAAACAAAUUGCAUUUACAAAUGGAGGUUGGGUACAAUAUGAUGAAGCGUGUACAACCACUGAAUCAGUGAUUGAACAUUUUACAGAGGGUCAUCGAUUCAUUGUCGAGAACUUUGGAGCUGAAUACCUUCCAAAGUCGGGCUGGCAGAUAGAUCCAUUUGGACAUGCUACCAAGACUGCUGCUGUCAUGUCGGCUAUGGGGUAUGAAAACAUUGUAUUGGAUCGUGUCAGUACAACCAUCAAAGAUCAAAUGAAUAGAGACAAAUCGACAGAGUUUGUAUGGCGUGGUAGUAGAUCUCGUGGCAAGAAUAGUGAUAUGUUUGCACAUGUAUUGGAUACAUUUUAUACAUCACCUGCUGGUAUAGGGACAGGUGAAUACCCAACCUUGAUCAACCAUCUUCCUCAAGAUUGGGCUAACUCUAUUUUUGAAACUGCAGUCUAUCGUUCCAGUCAUUAUCUCACUCCACACCUAUUAAUGACUAUUGGUGGUGAUUUUGCAUUCAACAAUUCAGUAGAAUUCUUUCAAGUUUUUGAUCAAACUCUUGCAAUGUUAAAUUCUAAAACUCUUAUAGUUGCAUUCAAGUAUAGUACUGUGGAUGAUUACUUUGCAGCUGCCAAGAAUUGGUUAGCUAGAAAUAAAACUCCAUUGCUCAUCAGAUACAAUGAAGAUUUCUUUCCACUACUCGAACAAAAUGAUGCAUGGACAGGCUACUAUACAACCAAACCUGCCUUGAAAAGAAAGAGUAGACUUGUAGAUGGAAACAAAAGAAUGGCAGACACUUUGGAUAUUUUAAAUUUUAACCCAAUUAAUUAUAAUUCAAAAUUAAGAGAUGCUCAAAGAAAUUGUUCAAUUUUAUUACAUCAUGAUGCAAUUACAGGUACAAGUAGAGUAAAAGUAAUUGAAGAUUAUUCAAUUAGAUUGGAUAAUGCAAAUACAAUUAUUGAACAGGUAUCGGUAGAUUCAAUUAAAAAGUAUUAUCAUUUAGAUGAUCAAAUGAAACUUGUAAAUGGUGAUUCUCCAUUUAUAUCAGAUUUUAGGGAUUCAAAAACCCUUUUAUUCUUUAAUCCAUUGGGAUGGGAUCGAGUGGAACCAGUAACCAUUCAAUUAAAUUACAUUGCAUAUACUUCUCAACCUGGAAUGUGUGCCUAUUCAAUGCAAUGUUGGGAUUACAAGAGCAAUUCAUUCCUUUCAACUCCAGUUGAUUGCACAUUGCGAGCCAAUGUAGACACGAAUGUUCAGUACCUACAAUUUGACUUUUUAAUUUCAAUUCCAGCAUUAUCAUUUAACCAUUGUAUUCUUUCAAAAGAUUCUAAACAAUCCUCUAAAACUUUAAUUCAACAAAAUAUUAAUAAUGGUUAUAUAGUUGAUAAUAAUAAAUUAUCAAUUACAAUAUCAAAUAUUUCAAAUCUAAUGGAAUCUAUUUAUGAUAAGAGUUUAAAUACACAAUUUAGUCUAAGACAUACAAUGGUUAGUUAUAAUAGUGGAUUUGGAGGUUCGUAUGUUUUAAAACUUCGAGGAAUCAAGGAAUAUCAACUUUAUCAACCAUCUGGUUUUUGGAGUGGUGAGGUUAUGAAGGAAUUUAAAUCAACUGAUAGAGCCAACCUGCAAGAGGUAUCUUUAAAGAUUUAUCAAACCAAUAAUAAUGACAAUGGUAGAUUGGAAAGGUUCUUUGAUUUUAUUUACAAUAUUCAAGGUAUCGAUAAAUAUGAAAUAUUUUCACAAUUUGAAACAUACCUAUUGUCAACAAACAUUGUAUCCGAUAGUGGAUAUGAAUUUCAAUUUAGACGACCAUGUUUAAAUCGUACUUUGGAAUCUUGUUUCUAUCCUUCAGUUCAUGCAUCUUAUAUUGUUGAUAGUAAAACUGGUAUUUCAUUUGUUUGUUUAAAUGAUAGAUCAAGAGGUGUGGCAAGUCCAUCAAGUGGAACUGUAUUACAUCAUUUACAUAGAAGUAUGGUGUACGAUGAUAAUAAGGGAUUGGGACAACCAGGAAAAGACAAUUCAAGAGUGACGAUUAAAAACAGAUGCUUUGUUGACAAUAUUGCAAAUAUGCAAAAUUACAUUUGGAAGGAAUCAAUCAUGUUUAAGCAUUCCAUUCAAAUAUUUGAAUUACAACAACAAACUGCAUCAACUUCAAAUUUCGAUCUUCUUCAUACAAACUAUUCUCCAUUUUUAUCAAAAUCAUUGCCACAAGAUAUUCAUAUAUUAUCUGUUAAAUAUUCAGAUGGUGGAAUAUUAUUAAGAUUGAUGAAUAUUCGAGACCUACCAACAUCAACAUCAAUCAUUCUUCAGCUUGGGGAUUAUUUCAAAUUUUCUACUGAUACAAUCAUAAUUCUACCUUUGAAUGGGAUUCCAUCAGUGUCUAAAAGAAUGAUUCCAUGUUUUGAUGAUGGGUUAAAAUGUUAUGAUGACUCUCAUAUUGUCGAUACUCAAGAUGAUACUAGUAAAACAACCACCACCGUUGAAAUUCAUCCCAUGGAAAUUAAAACUAUUUUAUUUCCUUCCAAAUAG
This is a messenger RNA of Cavenderia fasciculata, 4290 nucleotides long. RefSeq lists its product as uncharacterized. Gene Ontology annotation, molecular function: protein binding; alpha-mannosidase activity; carbohydrate binding. The coding region runs from base 1 to 4290 and encodes 1429 amino acids. The record is from RefSeq and is a predicted model, not a curated record. Gene Ontology annotation, biological process: mannose metabolic process. The transcript is spliced from 13 exons. Lineage: Eukaryota; Evosea; Eumycetozoa; Acytosteliales; Cavenderiaceae. Gene Ontology annotation, cellular component: lysosome.